Botrytis cinerea B05.10 is the source of this 861-nucleotide messenger RNA. RefSeq lists its product as hypothetical. The record is from RefSeq and is a predicted model, not a curated record. Bases 94 to 729 code for a protein of 211 amino acids. Lineage: Eukaryota; Fungi; Ascomycota; Leotiomycetes; Helotiales; Sclerotiniaceae. The transcript has a single exon.
UUUAUUUCCUUUUGCCUUUCGCUUUUCUUUUAUUUAGUUUAGUUUCCAAUUUCCAAUCUGAAAAGAAAACUCAUUGAACUUAUUACAAUCACAAUGCGACGCAUCAAUAUUGAUCGAAAUGGUCAGCGAGAUGUUGCUACAAAUCAAGAUUUGGCAGACAUGUUCAAUGCAAUGUGCUGGUCAAUUAAUCAAAAAGCGCCUGGUCUACUUGUAUUGUCGGAGCGAAUCAACUUUGAAGAGCUCGCUGCAUUUGUUAGCUCUGCUGGCUCAUUGAUUGUUGGGAUCUCGUCAAAUCGCAUUUACCACUUUCGAAUCACUGCAUUUCAAUCCGAUGAGGCAGCAGAUCGCAAUCGAGUAAAUAAUGCAGAGAGAGCUUUGCACGCUUUGAAAAACGCAUUUCAAUUUGCAACCACGAUUACCAUUCACAAUCAGAGCGUUUAUCAAUAUUUCCCAUAUGUUGAUAAUAAAGAAGGGCGUGGCAUCGAUAGCAGCCGGUUCGCUUUGAGCUUUAGCGAUAGGAUCGUUCAGGAGAUUCGAUGCGCUUUUAUGAAUGGGGAUUUGCAUUGCUCUGCGUUUGAUAAUAAUGAUCAUGAGGUGGAAGGUGUUAUUAAUUUAAUUAGAGGGAGUCUUGUAUCUGAUAUCAUAGAUUAUUUUGAUGGGACGAAUGUCAUGGAGCGGUUGGCACAAUAUAAUGGAUGUCCAGGCUGCAGUUAUUUAUUUUCUUUUUGAUUUUUUUCUGGUGCGAUCAGGAGAGCAUCGCUUGAUUUGUCACAGAGGAAAAGGGGAGGAGUGUGCGUGAUAGAUAUUGCAAGAGAAUGAGAAUUAUUGAGCUUCGUUUAGGAACAAUAUUUUAAAACACCA